CCCCCCCCAAAAAAAAAAAAAACUUCGUGAAGUUUGGCGUCUCGGGGUUACAAAAGUUAACGCGUGCGAGUUUUUCAACCUCCAGGAGGAUGAUUUUCCUGACAAUGAUCGCUCGUGUGGCGGACGGAUUGCCGCUCGCCGCUUCCAUGCAAGAGAAUGAUCAGUCAGGAAGAGACCUCCAGCAGUACCAGAGUCAAGCCAAGCAGCUGUGCCGCAAACUUAAUGCUCAAAGUCCAGACCGCUGCACGCUGGAAGCAAAAGACAUCAGCUUUCAUUAUUUAAUAGCAGAAGAUGUUUGCUACCUGUCCCUUUGCGAGCCAUCUUUCCCCAAGAAAAUUGUCUUUGCCUACCUGGAGGACCUUCAUCGUGAAUUUUCUGACCAGUAUGGGAGGAAGAUUUCCACAGUCACAAGGCCAUACUCCUUCAUCGAGUUUGACACAUACAUACAGAAAACCAAAAAGUCAUACAUUGACAGUAGGGCCAGGAGGAACUUGGGUAGUAUCAACACAGAGCUGCAGGAUGUUCAAAAAAUUAUGGUGGCCAACAUUGAAGAAGUUCUGCAACGUGGAGAAGCACUUUCUGCCCUUGACACAAAAGCCAGCAAUCUGUCCACCUUGUCGAAGAAGUACCGCAGCGAUGCCAAGUACCUCAACACCCGCUCCACAUACGCCAAAGUAGCUGCUGUGGCAGUCUUCGUCAUCACACUCAUCAUCUAUGUACGCUUCUGGUGGCUCUGAUGGAAUUUUGACAACGUUUGGAGGGAUUUCUCAGAGAGCAGCAUGUUUAAAUUGAUUACCACUGUGCCUUAACAGGUGAGGUAGAGUUCAUUGGUUGUAUUACGGAAAGCCAUUUGAGCAUUUAUUCAAUAUCCAUCUAUCCAUCUUCAGGGCAAUGCUCUUGUGCACUCUUUGUCCUCACGUGCAGGACAACUACGGGGGGAUAUUGAAUAAAUGCUCAGAACAGCGACCAUAUGAUGAAGGCAAAUGUUUCAACAGUGGCCGUGUUAGAGACAAUGAGUGUCGAGUGACUUUGGGAGAGUGUUGCUCUGGAAGCAGGCUCGUGUGUGGUGCGUUCAAAAAGUUCAACUGUGCUGAUGAGUCAUGUUUACAUGUUUGUUUUAGGGGAGAUAUCUUUAAGUUAAGCCUUAAAAACUGUGACUAAAAAUGUUCAAUGUUAACAAUUAACAAAGUUGGAAGUCUUAAAAGGGAUUAAAAAAUA
Molecule: messenger RNA, 1218 nt
Organism: Hippocampus comes (tiger tail seahorse)
Lineage: Eukaryota; Metazoa; Chordata; Actinopteri; Syngnathiformes; Syngnathidae
Gene: sec22ba
Product: SEC22 homolog B, vesicle trafficking protein a
Exons: 5
Coding region: 90-737 (215 amino acids)
Biological process (GO): endoplasmic reticulum to Golgi vesicle-mediated transport; retrograde vesicle-mediated transport, Golgi to endoplasmic reticulum
Cellular component (GO): membrane
Molecular function (GO): SNAP receptor activity
Source: RefSeq, a predicted model, not a curated record